Messenger RNA from Symbiodinium natans, 1359 nucleotides. The record is from the annotation of a GenBank genome assembly. NCBI's taxonomy places the organism in Eukaryota, Dinophyceae, Suessiales, Symbiodiniaceae.
AUGACAACGCGCACCGACCGGCUCGGGGACUGUGGCAAAAAGGGUGGAGACUUUGCUCCGCCUGAAGGCUUCCAGCUGUCAGCGAGUCUCCAAUUUGCAAGGAAUAUGGCCGCGUCAAAGAUCCAGGCUUGGAUCCGACGCACCCCCUUCCUGCGAGUGCAGGUCUACACUCUCACGGUCACCGGCACGGAUGAUGCCGUUGUCAGGUACAUCAGAGGAAACUACACAUACCGCGACCGCGACUAUGUGUGGGCGAAUGAGUACCGAUCCGCCUUCAUGUACCGCGACAAGACUGGAUGGUGGAGGAUCAGUCCAUCAGCGCAUGAUGAUUCGGCGUACGCCAUGGGGCCACCCGGGCGACUACCACCACUUCGGUGGUUCUGCCCGAUCAAAGCUGCGGAGGUACACGACAACAUCCAGCUCACGCCGAAAGUGGAGCAGGAGGAUGAGUAUGAGUCGAGCUCCUCCGCUGCGAGCAGCGAAUCCGUCCCACCAACCAGCCCUCUUGCUCCAAUCCCUGACCCAAUCCGUGACCGGGUGCUUUUCGCAAAACAGCAGGAGGUGCGAGCGGUGCUGUUCAACCCGUUCCGCCAGGAGGUGUGGCCUGUGUUUGUGGGCAACAUCGCGCGCGACACGACUUUCGAAGAUAUUCGCGAACUCUUCGGUGACAUCGGGGGCUUCGUGUCGUGGAGGCUUUCCAUGCAAACAGAUCGGGCCGAGGGCUGCGCAGGUGCGUCUGGAGACUUCGGCUUCGCGGAGUUCAAGACUCCCGAGGGAGCGCUGGAGGGCAUCAAGAAAGUCGACGGUGUUGAAAUCAAAGGUCGAAAGCUGCGUUUGCGAUGGGCAGAGAAUGCUCCAACCACUCCGGAGGUGGAUGACUUCUAUCGGGGGCCCGAGAGGUACAAGACACGCCUCUGCUACGAGGUAUUGCAGGGCCUACCGUGUCCUCGUCCCGACAACUGUCCCUAUGCGCAUGUUUCGUCAGAGCUCCGACAUCCGCGAGAUGACGAAGAGAAGCCGGAGGCAAAGCCCAUCGAUCCCGAGGACGUGGGAGCGAAGGCCCACGAUCUGGCAGAGAAUCCUUUGGGGGAGGAUCGCUGGGACUCUCUUGAAAAGGAGAACGACGAGACAAGUGGCGUCCUCGGGCUUCACGCAACUACGACCGCAUUCAGAGCCGACAUGCUGUGUGUCGCUUGCGGCUUGCGUGGCGCUGGUCGGGCCAAGCUGGGCGAGACGCAUCCAGUGACUCUGAUAUCCAUGGACGCUCUGGCUUUUCUGCUGCAGGUUCAGCAAUGCUAUGAGGAGGCUGACGGGAGCGACUCCUCCAAGGUUCGUCGCGCCCGCCAGGAUCCGGCAUGA